This is a messenger RNA of Lotus japonicus, 1420 nucleotides long. Its product is annotated as caffeoylshikimate esterase-like. The transcript has 9 exons. Gene Ontology annotation, molecular function: lipase activity. Bases 191 to 1240 code for a protein of 349 amino acids. Gene Ontology annotation, cellular component: membrane. The record is from RefSeq and is a predicted model, not a curated record. Lineage: Eukaryota; Viridiplantae; Streptophyta; Magnoliopsida; Fabales; Fabaceae.
AUUUAAUUCUGAAACCAAACUCUUGUGUUGUAUUGCUCUCUACCCAUUGGUCACCUGUCACUUCCUUUUCUUUAGGAACUUCUCUCAAGCUGCUCAUUACUUACACUUCCUCUCCUACUACUGCUGGCUGCUAACCUGUGAGAGGGGGACACAUUUCCACAAGGUAGAAAAAGUGACAGUAAGGAGAAAAAUGGCUGAAAUCAGUAAGGGAGAAAUGCAAGAUUUUGAAGAGUUGCAAGAUAUUUACAUGUCCAACAUGGAUGAAGCACCUGCUAGGCGCCGUGCUCGUGAAGCUUUUAAGCACAUUCAGCUUGCCAUUGAUCACUGCCUAUUCCGGUUACCAGCAGAUGGGGUGAAGAUGAAAGAGGUUUAUGAAGUGAACUCCAGAGGAUUAAAAAUAUUCACUAAAAGCUGGCUACCAGAAAGAUCUCCUUUGAAAGCAGUUGUUUGUUACUGUCAUGGUUACGCAGACACUUGCACAUUUUACUUUGAAGGUGUUGCAAGGAAGUUAGCAUCAUCUGGAUAUGGAGUAUUUUCAAUGGAUUACCCUGGAUUUGGCCUUUCAGAUGGUCUUCAUGGUUACAUUCCUUGCUUUGAAAAUCUAGUUAAUGAUGUCGUCGAGCAUUUCUCAAAAAUUAAGGAACAAAGGGAGUACCAACAUUUACCAAGCUUCUUGUUAGGGGAGUCUAUGGGAGGAGCCAUUGCUUUGAAAAUUCACUUCAAACAACCAACUGCAUGGGAUGGUGCUGCUCUUAUUGCACCUUUGUGCAAGUUUGCAGAUGAUAUGAUUCCACAUUGGCUGGUGAAGCAGAUACUAAUUGGUAUAGCUAAGGUUUUCCCCAAGACUAAGCUGGUUCCACAAAAAGACGAGGUGAAGGAGAAUAUAUAUAGAGAUGCGAAAAAGAGACAAUUGGCACCCUAUAAUGUGUUGCUCUACAAGGAUAAACCAAGACUGGGAACUGCAUUGGAAUUGCUUAAGGCCACCCAGAAACUAGAACAGCGAUUGGAAGAAGUUUCUCUGCCACUGUUGAUCAUGCAUGGAGAGGCAGAUAUAAUAACUGACCCAUCAGCUAGCAAGGCUUUGUAUGAGAAAGCUAAAGUGAAGGACAAGAAACUCUGCCUCUAUAAGGAUGCUUUCCACACUCUGCUUGAAGGUGAGCCUGAUGAAACUAUAUUCCACGUGCUUGGUGAUCUCAUAUCUUGGCUUGACAACCACAGCAGCAGAAAAAACAAAUAUUAAACAUCUUGUAAUACUUGUUUGAAGCAAACCAAGCCAUUAACUCAGCUUUAUAAAUUCGUGUUUUAUUGCCGGAACUGUAUGGUAUAUGAUGUUAAACGAAUCAAUCAAAUUUUUACUUAAUGUUCAUGCUUGAAAGCAGCAAUUUACAGGUGUUUGAUUGCUUUUUUUUUUGUGGAAAAA